CUUAAAUUAAAAAAAAAAAUAUCAAUAUCUCCAUCUAAAAAGCGAACAAAAAUCAAAAAUAAAAUUGACCUUAAUUUGUGAGGAUAAAAAAAUAUAAACGAGCAGUAAUUCAGGGUUUUCUUAACCCUUGUUUUUUUUCCUUCUACUUCCCUUUGUGCGGGAAAAGAAAUCGUAACGUACGGACGCACAUGGUGUUUGGUUGUAGGCUCUGUAUUUAGCUUCGUGUGAAGGGCUCCUUUACAUUCGGGCAUCCAUGCAGUCUUCAUAUUUGAUGAAAGGGGAAGAAGAAGAAGAGCAAGUGAUGCAAAGUAGUUCUCAAAGUGAAAGCUUAAUAAGAGUGGUGUUUUCUUGGUCCAUUCAGGAUGUACUCAACAGAGACCUUUACAAAGACAGGGUGAAGAAAAUCCCAAAGGAAUUCUUGUCAACAGCUCAUUAUGCGAACUCAUUUGUUUUCCCUCUAAUUGAGGAAACACAUGCUGACUUGUGUUCAAGCUUGACAAUGGUGUCAAAGGCAUCAGCAGUUGAAAUACUAGCGAUUAGUAUCUCUAAAGACUACAAUCCUCCCUAUGACUUGCUCUAUAAUAUCAAAAUGCAAAAACUGGGAGAUUCUGAGAGUGAUAGAGAAAUGUAUGAACCAGAUACUGGGGAUCUCAUAGCUUUGACAGAUGUAAGGCCGACAUGCAUUGAUGAUUUGAGCAGGCAAAGAUCCUAUCUUAUUGCUUUAGUUCGAAAGGCGAGAAAGAAUAUUAAAGAUGAAAGUUUUGAUGAGAUUCAAGUAUUAUCAUCAAAGCCCAUUGAAUUUGAACAAAACAUGCAAAAGAAUAAGAAAAGAACAAUUCGUUUUGCUGUUUUUCUUAUAAACAUGGCAACAAAUAUUCGUAUAUGGAAAGCACUGACAUCAGGAGAAGGUGGGAAAAACAUGAACAUUAUCAAGAAAGUGCUGCAAGCAGAUUCCACUGUGGGGGAAAACUGUAAUCUUUGUUUCCCAAGAGAAAAAUACAGUGUUGUUGUGUCCUCUCUAGGUGCUGUUAUUCGCUCAUUUAGUUUAAACAACACCCAAGAAGAGGCAGUUCUAAACUGUAUAGCUGCACGGGAAUGCCAUCACAAGAAUACAGUGAAACUAAUAUGGGGCCCUCCUGGGACUGGGAAAACAAUGACUGUAGGUUCAUUAUUAUUUGCCCUUCUAAAGAGGAACUGCAGAACGCUCACUUGUGCUCCAACUAAUGUGGCUGUAUUGGAAGUGACAACACGGCUUUUGAGGUUAGUAAUGGAUUCCUUUGAAUAUCGCAGUUAUGGUCUUGGAGAUAUAGUUUUGUUUGGGAAUGAAGAACGGAUGAAGAUUUAUGAUCGGGAUGACCUUCUUGAUGUAUUCCUUGAUUACCGUGCCCAUAUUCUUUCUGAAUGUUUUGCACCACUUUCUGGGUGGAGACAUUGCUUAAAAUCUAUGAUAUGCUUGCUUGAAGACCCUGAACAGCUAUACCAUGAUUACUUGAAAAUCCAAGAAAAGGUUGAUGAGAUAGACUAUCAUGAUUACAUGGAGGUGCAGGGGGAAGGAUUACUUGGAGAUGGAAACCUGCAGAGUAAUAAAAAAAGCGAGGACAUAAAUGCUCAAGAUUUGAAAAACCAGAACCCGAGUAUUUGGAAGAGGAUUAUUACUCAAACCUUAAAAGAAAAUAAGAGCAAGAAGAAAUGGAAGGAGAAGGUGCAAUGCCAUAUGGAUAACCAAUCAAAAUAUGUAAAAACAGAGAAGGGGUUUCCUUCUAAAGAUAGUGAAAUUAAAAAAAUGACCUUUUCAGACUUCAUCAAGCAGAAAUACAAUUUCUUGAGAAAGAAGAUGGUGACAUUUAUUGUUAAUAUGUAUACCCAUUUGCCAACUUGUUUCAUAUCAUUACAAGUGGUGAAAAAAAUGAUAAAAUUGCUUGGUUGGCUCGAAUGCCUUGCAACUAUGUUAAGAAGUGUUUCUGUUACUGAUGAAGGAUUAAAAGAAGCCCUUUCUGGGAACUUUAAGCUUUGUAUGACCAUAAGGGAGUGCCUUCAAAUACUUUUAUCACUUCGUGACACAUUUCCUCUUCCGGAUUUCUUCAAUGAGUAUGCAAUUAAAAGUUUUUGUCUGAGAAAUGCCCGCAUGCUUUUUUGCACAGCUUCAAGCUCAGCUAAAUUGCACCAGGAAGGUAUUGAUACACUGGAAAUGUUAAUUAUUGAUGAAGCUGCCCAGCUCAAGGAAUGUGAAUCAAUGAUCCCUUUACAACUCCCCGGUCUCCACCAUAUUGUAUUAAUAGGGGAUGAGUGUCAGCUGCCUGCAAUGAUCAGAAGCAAGAUUUCUGAUAAGGCGGGAUUUGGAAGAAGUUUGUUUGAGAGGCUGGUUUUAUUGGGUCACCAAAAGUGCCUUCUCAAUGUUCAAUAUAGAAUGCAUCCUUCGAUAAGCUUGUUUCCAAAUAAGGAGUUUUAUAACAACCAGAUUUUGGAUUCUCCAAUAGUCAAAGAAAGAAGCUACGAGAAGUGUUUCCUUCAAGGAAAUAUGUAUGGUGCUUACUCUAUACUGAAUGUUGCUUAUGGACAAGAUGAAUUUGAUGAUGGGCACAGUAGAAAAAAUAUGGUGGAGGUAGCUGUGGUUGCUAAGAUGGUCGCAAACCUUUUCAAAGAAUCUAUUGCCAAAAAAUGGAGAGUUAGUGUUGGUGUUAUAUCACCAUACAAGGCUCAAGUUUUUGCCAUUCAAGAGAAGCUUGAAAAGACAUACAGUAUGGAGGCCAAAAGUGAUUUUUCUGUGAGGGUUCGCUCAGUUGAUGGUUUUCAAGGGGGUGAGGAAGAUGUGAUAAUAAUCUCCACUGUCAGAAGCAAUGAGAUUGGGUCUGUGGGAUUUCUUUCCAAUCCUCAGAGAACUAAUGUGGCCCUGACCCGAGCAAGGUAUUGCCUUUGGAUAGUGGGGAAUGGAGUCACAUUAGUCAACAGUGACUCUGUUUGGGAAAGAUUAGUUAUUGAUGCCAAGGCAAGGGGAUGUUUCCACAAUGCUGAUGAGGAUGAGAGUUUGGCUGAGGCUAUUACAGCUGCCUUGGUUGAUCAAGUUUCGAUCUCAUGUUCAGUUGAUCGGAAUGAUGCAAGGAAGAGUAAUCCACUCAAAUCUGAUCCUAUGCAGUUAUUAGUUGACCAAUUGGCUUUACUCACUCUGAAGGAUGAAUGAAUGAAUCAGAAGCAUCAGCCACAUGUUACAGGUGCCUGCCAGAUUUUAAUUUCGAGGUGUUGUUUGGCAUCACAAUGUGUAUCCGUGCUUUUGGGAAAAAAAUUAUGGAAGUGUGAUCCAUGUCUUGGUAAUUUCGAUGCGUAUCCUGGAUAGUCUCACCAAAUUAAAAGAAGCAACUACUAUUUUGCCUUUACAUGUUGUGAAAGAAAAAUUGAAUCAUACAUAAUACGUAUAUACCACUACAUUGUAGGUUGUGUGUUUCAUCCAUGUUUAUAUGAGUGAAAAAGACUGUGUAGAGCUUCUUGAUUUUAUUAAAUAUUCGAGCAAAUGCGCGCUCACAUGGUCCUUGGACAGUGUGGGUCUUA
Messenger RNA from Alnus glutinosa, 3543 nucleotides. RefSeq lists its product as uncharacterized. The transcript is spliced from 7 exons. NCBI's taxonomy places the organism in Eukaryota, Viridiplantae, Streptophyta, Magnoliopsida, Fagales, Betulaceae. The coding region runs from base 254 to 3178 and encodes 974 amino acids. The record is from RefSeq and is a predicted model, not a curated record. Gene Ontology annotation, molecular function: helicase activity.